Lodderomyces elongisporus is the source of this 1503-nucleotide messenger RNA. It is a transcript of the gene SPL1, whose product is annotated as Spl1p. Gene Ontology annotation, molecular function: pyridoxal phosphate binding; cysteine desulfurase activity. Gene Ontology annotation, biological process: [2Fe-2S] cluster assembly. The coding region runs from base 1 to 1503 and encodes 500 amino acids. Gene Ontology annotation, cellular component: mitochondrion; cytosol; nucleus. The transcript has a single exon. Lineage: Eukaryota; Fungi; Ascomycota; Pichiomycetes; Serinales; Debaryomycetaceae. The record is from RefSeq and is a predicted model, not a curated record.
AUGUAUAGACUGGCCUUGAGAUACUUCAGGCAGAAUCUGCACCAAGUUUGUCAUCGUCAACUUUCAAAUUCGGCAACUAGAUCAUUGGCCACUUCAGCUUCUCCAUCAGUAGCACAAGCCAAAACUACCAACGAAGAGGCUUCUUCCCAAAAACCCUUGUCUUCCACUACUAAAUUGGACACAACUACCGGUAAUAUCCAUGUUUCCACCCCUUUGGAGUCGCCGAUCCAACCACCAGAGGGAUCUUCCAUAUCUUUAAAGUCUGCAACAAGAGACGCUUCCAAAUUUGGUACUCGUCCAAUCUAUCUCGACGUGCAGGCAACAACGCCAGUUGACCCUAGGGUUUUGGACAAGAUGUUGGAAUUUUACACGGGACUCUAUGGUAAUCCUCACUCAUCAACACAUGCAUACGGUUGGGAAACCGAUAAAGAGGUUGAAAAGGCUCGAGAACAUGUAGCAAGUGUAAUCAAUGCCGACCCAAAGGAAAUUAUCUUUACAAGUGGUGCUACAGAGACUAAUAAUAUGGCUAUCAAAGGUGUGCCACGUUUUUACAAGAAAACCAAGAAACACAUCAUCACUACUCAAACCGAGCACAAGUGUGUAUUGGACUCGGCUAGACACAUGCAAGAUGAAGGCUUUGAUGUGACUUAUUUGCCUGUUAAUAAGGAAGGACUAAUUGACUUGGAUGACUUGAAGAAAGCCAUUAGAAAAGAUACCAUUUUGGUCUCAGUGAUGGCAGUAAACAAUGAAAUUGGUGUUAUACAGCCAUUGAAAGAGAUCGGUGAGAUUUGUCGCGCAAACAAGGUAUUCUUCCAUACCGAUGCAGCUCAGGCAUAUGGUAAGAUCCCAAUCGAUGUGAAUGAAAUGAAGAUUGAUUUGUUGUCCAUUUCGUCACACAAGAUAUACGGUCCAAAGGGUAUUGGCGCAUGUUAUGUGAGAAGAAGACCAAGAGUGAGAUUAGACCCUAUCAUUACUGGUGGUGGACAAGAAAGAGGUUUGAGGUCAGGUACUUUGGCACCACCUUUGAUUGCCGGUUUUGGAGAGGCUGCCAGAUUGAUGAAGGAAGAGCACAAGUUUGACCAGGAUCAUAUUGAAAAGUUGUCAGCUAAGUUGAAAGAUGGUUUACUUUCAAUUCCAUCCACUAUUCUCAAUGGUUCAACCAACCCAAAGUUCCAAUAUGCUGGCUGUGUUAAUGUCUCGUUUGCUUACAUUGAAGGUGAAUCAUUACUUAUGGCGUUGAAAGACAUUGCUUUGAGUUCUGGUUCGGCUUGUACCUCAGCAAGUUUAGAGCCCUCUUAUGUCUUGCACGCAUUGGGAGCCGAUGAUGCUUUGGCACACUCUUCGAUCAGAUUUGGUAUUGGAAGAUUUACUACAGAGAAUGAGGUUGACUAUGUGAUUCAGGCAAUCAACGAGAGAGUCGAGUUUUUGAGAAAAAUGUCGCCAUUAUGGGAAAUGGUGCAAGAAGGAAUUGAUUUGGAUUCUAUCGAAUGGAGUGGCCACUAA